AUGCUGCUGCCGCGUCGUGGAUAUGCAUGGGCUUGCCAAGGUGCACGACGAUACGUCCACGCAUCCAUUUGCACAAGACGCGUUCAGCGGAAAAGCACCAAAGAUCUCCCCGUACAUGCACACAAGCCUAUUCCGUUGAAGCAUAGUGAGCCAGGGGGGACGACCAUCUCCCAUGAUUGGCCGCCGUUGGCGCUGGGUGUGCUGGAGAACAUGCGUGCAUUCCCAAAGUGCAUUUUACUGACGCGGGUGGGUGGAUUCUAUGAGUCGUACUUUGAUCAGGCACCCACCGUUGCUCAGACACUGAGUAUAAAACUUGCAUCUCGCAAGUGGGCCGGUCAAAGCAUUCCUAUGGCGGGCUUUCCUAUCCACCAGCUGGAAAAGUAUCUCAAGGUGCUUGUACAAGACUGCGGCAUGCUGGUAGCUAUAUGCGAGGAGUUUAAGGCGUCUUUGUCGUCUGGCGCUCCAUCGUUUCAGCGCCGCGUGACUCGCGUUGUCUCGCCAGGCACAUUGAUUGAUGAAAGGUUCCUGGACCCAUUUCACAACAAUUUCAUCUUGGCUGUUUCGUCACCUCCACCUCUAUCGCCCACACCGUCGUCAUCGUUGCCAUCAUCGGCGUCUGCGCCGGGGUCGACCUUGUCAGCGGGCCGCUCAUAUGGCCUGGCAUGGCUUGAUGUUAGCACGGCUGAUUUCGGAACUGUUGUACAUAACGAUGAAAAAACGUUACGGGACGAGAUCGUGCGUCUCGCUCCACGGGAAGUCGUACUCAUCGCAGAUGCCUUUGACGCUUCGCAUCCAGUGUAUGAAGCUACCAACCGUGUCCAAGCACCCGUAGCAUUCGUGCCUACCCUCACCCAUGCACAAGAGAAUAUACUAGGUGUAUCGCAGGCGAAUCUGUGUGACGCGGAGCGCAAAGCCAUUGAGAUCCUCACCUCCUACUUACAGACGCGGCUCCUGGAACACAUGCCCGGCAUGUCCGUAUGCGAAGAAGGUGGAUCUGCUCGAGCUUCUGGCGACUAUGUCAUGCACCUAGAUGCCGCCACACUGAAUGCACUCGAGAUCCGAGAAACACAGGAUCAUAGCGCUCGGGGCAGUCUAGUCAGCAUUGUUCGACGCACUGUGACACAAGGCGGCGCGCGGCUAUGUGUGCAAUGGCUCACUCAGCCAAGCAUGUCACUGCGUCUCAUUCGUGCGCGGCAUGCGUUAGUAGAGCUGUUUCUUCAGCGCUCGUUCUUGCGCCAGGAUUUGCGUGUGCUUCUUCGCACCGGUGUCGGCGAUAUCAUGCGCACACUCCAGCGGAUCAGUUUGCGUCGGAACGAUGAGCAAGACCUGCUAGAGAUCCGAGACUUUAUUCGCACAAGUGAGCGUUUGGUAGCGAGUCUUGCGUCUAUUGACGUACAUGAGCUGCAUGAACUUCUUCAGCGGUUUACUGCGCUUCACGCGUUGGGUGAGCGACUUGAGAUGGCCAUUGAUGAGCGUGUUAUGGAGAAGCGGAUCCAGCAGCAGGAGGCGCGUUUGCAAACUUAUGAUGCGAUGUACGCAGGGGGACCUAUGCCUCCGGCUGACGCAUCUGCGCCAUCGAAACGUACUCGUCGUACAUCAUCGCCACCAUCACUCACGCUGCCCGAGUCAAUGUGGGGCGACAAUAUUGAGCAUCUUAUACGACCAGAUGCAUCACCACUUCUCCUAACACUCACAAAUGAAUUCAAUGCACUUCGUGCAGAGGCACGUACUCUUGAAAAUGCGCUGCGUGCAGAGCAUUCGGAGCCUGUGACACUCAGGUUCUUGCUGGGUCAGGGGCAUGUUGUGCAUUUUCCCUCGGUCCGAGGGCAUGUUAGCGAGAGUUUGUCGCUUGCAUAUAAGACUAAAACCACCCGAACAUACUAUCAUGCAGAGUGGACACGGAUCGGGACGCAGCUACAGAAGCUCAGAGACCAGCUGUCGGAGUGUGAGCGACGCAUGCUGGAGACACUGCGUCUCGAAGUGCUCGAGCAUACCGCUGCGUUGCGUCGCAAUGCCCGCCUCGUUGAUCAAUUGGACGUACUUCUGGGCUUUGCACAAGUAGCUGAGGAACUCUCACUUGUGCGGCCACAAAUGGAUGAGUCGACAAGCUUCGACAUUAAGGGAGGGAGGCACCUGGGUGUUGAAAUGGGACUACUGGAGCGUGAGCGUCUUUUUACGAAGAACGAUCUUGAACUGGGCGGUCAGGCACGUCUGCAUCUGGUGACGGGACCCAAUAUGGGCGGCAAAUCGACGUUUCUACGACAAAAUGCCGUGAUGGCUGUGCUAGCCCAGGCGGGCUCAUUUGUACCGGCUGAGAGCGCGCGUUUGGGCCUUGUCGAUGCUAUAUUCAGUCGCGUCGGUGCAAAGGACGACUUGUUUCACAGUCGCAGCACGUUUAUGGUCGAAAUGGCCGAGACUGCUGAGCUUUUGCACCGCGCGACGCAGCGGAGCUUUGUCAUUGCUGACGAAAUUGGCCGCGGAACGAAUACAUCUGUUGGUUUAUCUGUGGCUUUUGCUGUGCUCUACACACUGGCGAUGAGGAUCCAGUGCCGAUCGCUCUUUGCAACACAUUACUACGAGCUCGCCGACAUACUCGAAAAGCAUCCGUCUUCUUCGCAACUACCACAGACCCAAGCAUUGCGUCGUGCUGUUGGCUUUUUCUGUACGCGUCUCGAGCAGCGAAGUGAUGGCGCCCUGUUGUUCUCGCAUCGGGUACGACCUGGCGUGAAUCGUGCGUCGCAUGGACUAGACAUUGCUCGGCUGGCAGACAUGCCACCCGAUACAAUGGAGCUUGCUGUCAGGACACAUUCGUGGCUUGUCAAGCAUGGCCAAGCUCACAUGCGUACCCAUGGCUUGGUCGACCAAGUCCUUAUGGCUUUGUAG
Messenger RNA from Malassezia globosa CBS 7966, 2883 nucleotides. RefSeq lists its product as uncharacterized. Gene Ontology annotation, biological process: mitochondrial DNA repair; mismatch repair. The coding region runs from base 1 to 2883 and encodes 960 amino acids. The record is from RefSeq and is a predicted model, not a curated record. Gene Ontology annotation, molecular function: mismatched DNA binding; ATP-dependent DNA damage sensor activity; ATP binding. Gene Ontology annotation, cellular component: mitochondrion; nucleus. The transcript has a single exon. NCBI's taxonomy places the organism in Eukaryota, Fungi, Basidiomycota, Malasseziomycetes, Malasseziales, Malasseziaceae.